This is a messenger RNA of Passer domesticus (house sparrow), 768 nucleotides long. Its product is annotated as olfactory receptor 14A16-like. Lineage: Eukaryota; Metazoa; Chordata; Aves; Passeriformes; Passeridae. Gene Ontology annotation, biological process: G protein-coupled receptor signaling pathway. Bases 1 to 768 code for a protein of 255 amino acids. The record is from RefSeq and is a predicted model, not a curated record. The transcript is spliced from 3 exons. Gene Ontology annotation, molecular function: odorant binding; G protein-coupled receptor activity; olfactory receptor activity. Gene Ontology annotation, cellular component: membrane.
AUGUCCAACAGCAGCUCCAUCAGCCACUUCCUCCUGCUAGCAUUGGCAGAAACACGGCAGCUGCAGCUCCUGCACUUCUGCCUCUUGCUGGGCAUCUCCCUGGCUGCCCUCCUGGGCAACGGCCUCAUCAUCAGUGCCGUAGCCUGUGGCCACCACCUGCACACACCCAUGUUCUUCUUCCUGCUCAACCUCUCUAUUCUUGACAUGGGCUUCAUAAGCACCACUGUCCCCAAAGCCAUGCACAAUACCCUCUGGGUCACCACAACCAUCUCCUAUGCAGGAUGUGCUGCUCAGGUUUUUCUGAUUUUUUUUUCCUUUGGAUCAGAGCUUGCCCUUCUCACUGUCAUGUUGUAUGACCGCUACGUGUCCAUCUGCAAACCCCUGCACUAUAGGACCCUCCUGGGCAGCAGAGCUUGUGCCCACAUGGCAGCAGCUGCCUGGGCCAGUGCCUUUCUCUACGCUGUCGUGCACACAGCCAAUACAUUUUCCCUGCCCCUUUGCCAUGGCAAUGCCCUGGACCAAUUCUUCUGUGAAGUGCCACAGAUCCUCAAGCUCUCCUGCUCCAAAUCCUACCUUAGGGAGCUUGGGCUUCUCAUACUGAAGCCCCUCUCCAUCUCCUCCCCAUCCCUGGAUCUGGCCCUGUCAGUUCUGUACUCAGUGUUUCCUCCAGUCCUGAACCCCCUCAUCUACAGCCUGAGGAACCAGGAGCUUAAGGAUGCCCUGAGGAAAAAGGUCUUUGGUGAUGUCUAUGGGUUCUUCUUGCCAUAA